AUGGAGAAGGAAGGAGCAGAAAUCACAAUGCAGCAGAAAACUUCCCGAGAAGCACCAAGUGAAGAACAGGGAGAUAGAUUUCAUCAGGAUAUGAAACAGAUGGAAAUGAGGUACCAGGGACGAUGGAACGUCUUCAUGAUGGCAGACUUGUUGGUGAUAAUACUUUUGUGCGAUAUUGAAGGGGUUUACCUGGCUGUCAUUAUUGUUAUUCUUACUAUUGCCCUUAUAAUAGGUUUUACCAUUGGCCAUUACGUUGCAGACCCCGCCGCCGCCGCCAUGCCGAGCAAGUCGCAAGCCGCCACCGAGGGCGCCGACACGGGCGCGCCCAAGACGGAGCUGGAGGAGCUGCAGUUCAAAUGCCGCGAGGUGGCGGACGAGUCCCUGAACAGCACCCGGCGCAUGCUCACACUAUGCGAGGAGGGCAAGGAGGCUGGGAUCCGCAUCCUCGUGGACCUCGACGACCAAGAAGAGAAGCUGGAGGCCAUGGAGAAGGGCAUGGACGACAUCAACGAAGACAUGAUCGAGGCCCAGAAGAGUUUGGCGGCCAUGGGCAAGUGCUGCGGCCUCUGCGACCUCUCCUGCAACAAGGGCUCCUCCAACAAGGAGGACGAGGCCGUGUGGAAGGGCGGCGACGAAGACUCCAAGGUGGUGUCCAACCAACCACAGCGCGUCAUGGACCCCAACUGCAUGGGCCCGCAGACAGGAUACAUCGGCAAGAUCACGAACGACGACCAAGAGAAGGAGAUGGAAGAAAACAUGGAGCAGGUGGCGGCCAUGGUGGGCAACAUGCGAAACAUGGCGCUGGACAUCGGCAACUCGCUGCAGAGCCAGGAGGCGCUGCUCAACAGGAUCACGCGCAAGGCGGAAGUCAACGAGAGGAACGUGGCGGAGGCCGUGGAGAAGGCGCACGCACUCAUGAAGGACUAAACCCCGACGCCCAUCGCCCAUCGCCCGCUGCCCCCGCCCCCGCGCCAGCGCCC
Molecule: messenger RNA, 980 nt
Organism: Gryllus bimaculatus (two-spotted cricket)
Lineage: Eukaryota; Metazoa; Arthropoda; Insecta; Orthoptera; Gryllidae
Source: the annotation of a GenBank genome assembly